AUGGGGGCCGUGCGUUCAGUUCGCACUGGGAGUCUCGUCUCUCAGGGCGCGAGAGUCGCUGCCUCGUUUUUUCUUCCGUUCCUCCUUUCUUUUUCGCCUUGCGGGCCUCGCGUUUGCCGCGGAGACUUUUCGGGAGCCCUUGUCUUCUACAGUUUCUCGGCGAGCCAGGCCGCACCCCGAGAAAAUGGAUCCGCAGGGACAGCAACCCCGGCGCUCCCGAGGACUCCAGGCGCUCCGCGGCGGCAAGCUCGCCGCUCCUCUCCUCUGCUCGCUUCCCCGCACCUCUCAGCAGAUGCCCUUUCUGAGGAGGAUGAGGCGUCUGAGACAGAUCCUGGUCGACUUGGCGCCGCCCACGAGCGGAUUCGACGCCAAUCGACGGCCGAAGAUGACAAAGAGAGUCGCGCGGCCGUGAUACGCGCGACGCACACCGCCUUGGCUCCGGGGGGACACGGACGCCGCCUCUCUGGCCUGAUCAGCCUGUUCGAGUGGUGGUGGUACCUCCAGAGCAUGCCGGAGAUUGAUGAGGGUCUCUUUCUGGAUCCAGAGGCCGUUGAAAGGUUGGCGGAGGAGACGGAGUCAAGGGGCCAGCUGGUUUAUUUGCUGCGUGCGCCGUCGCAGCAGCUGCGUCAGUUUUUGGGCCUCCAGUCGCGCCGCCCGCACGGGGGCUUGGUUGUGAAGGUCAAGCGAAUCAGCAGGAUGAAUCCGCACCACGCCGCGUACGAGGGGUACAUCCAUGCACUCCUCACCCGCGCCGACAAGCCGCACAGCAUGUUUCUGCCUCAGUACGGGUCCUUCCGCGGCAAACACAGUAAGUAUGUCUUCCUGUUUCUUCCGCUCGUUCAAGGCAGCGUGCGCGAGUGCCUGUAUGACUACCCUGGAGAGGUAAAUGUGCACUACGCGGCGGCGGAGAUGGUGCGGGCAGUGAAGGACCUGCACGACCAGGGCUACGUACACCGGGACUUGAAGCUGAGCAACUUUCUAGUCGGCGACGACGGCCACAUCUUCCUGGCAGACAUGGAAACUGUCAUUCCGUUCAACUCCGGCGGCGACUGCUCGGGCACGCGCGGGUAUAUUGCGCCGGAGCUCGAGGCAGCCUUUCACAGCCAAUUUCGCUUGCGUGCCCCCACGUUCAGUGACAAAACUGACGCGUAUGCGCUGGGAAUCACGCUGGGAAAAAUGCACAUGUUGGCGAAGAAGCAAGCACCGGUGCCGCAGGAGUCGAAGCUCCUCGCCCUCGUCGCCCGAAUGACCGAUGACGACCCCAAGGGCCGCCCCCCGCUCGCGGAGAUCAUGGCUGACCCGUACUUCGAAGGCAUCGACUUCGGAACGAUUGGAGACAGGUCGGGCCCCAGCCCAUUUCCAAGUCGGCGACGCGAGCCGCCAGCUGCGGCCGCUGCCCCGCCGAGCAAAUGA
This is a messenger RNA of Besnoitia besnoiti, 1413 nucleotides long. Its product is annotated as rhoptry kinase family protein ROP35. Gene Ontology annotation, cellular component: nucleus. Gene Ontology annotation, biological process: protein phosphorylation; mitotic DNA damage checkpoint signaling. The transcript has 2 exons. NCBI's taxonomy places the organism in Eukaryota, Apicomplexa, Conoidasida, Eucoccidiorida, Sarcocystidae. Gene Ontology annotation, molecular function: ATP binding; protein serine/threonine kinase activity. Bases 1 to 1413 code for a protein of 470 amino acids. The record is from RefSeq and is a predicted model, not a curated record.